CUAUUACACAUCUUUUGAUAAUAAGCCCUAGAGAUACACGAUGUAAUGAGCAUGAUAGGAAUGCUGGGAUGCUGGUACAUUGAAAUAUGUUUCGAUGCACCCGACAUGAAUAGAAGACUCACGGAGAGCUCGAUGCACUCAAUAUUGAAUGAAGGAUCAUCAGUAUUGGAGAUGAAAAUAGAAAUACACAAUCGCGCGCGAAUAAAGCAAAGUCGAUGACUGGAUAAUCGUCCACAUAGACGCUUUGAAUCUCUCGCUCGUAUUGAUCUUGCACACCUCCCUAGGCAGAUGUAAAUAUAUCAUCAAUCUGUACAUACCUACCACAUACCUACCUACCUACCUACCUUGGUACGGAACGAAACUUAUAACCAUCUUCCUUUCUUUUUUUCUUUCCCUUUUCUCUUUUCCCUUUUUCCUUUCUCAUUUCUUGCCGUACGCCUGCGUCAAUGCGUGUAAGCCAAUAAUUUGCAGCUGCCCAGUGUCUUUUCUUUUCCAUGCUCAUUAAUAAGAGGCCGACAACCUUACACUUUUACCUGGGGGGUCAUUUCAUCCAAUUCGGCUUCGAAAUCGAGGAUCAUUCCUCUUCCGCUUUCCAUUAUUGCCUCUACCCCUUCCAUCUCCAUUUCUAAUCCCGAAUCAACAUCAACAUCUACCCCCUUCUUCUCCUUCUUCCAUUCACCACCUGUCUACCACCCGUCAAGUAAUCAAUCUCAUAAAAAGCCGAAAAAGACCGUUUAUUGGGGUCACAUUAUCUGAUUCACUCAUCAGUCGUUGAUAUUAAUAUCCAAAAAUCCCCACCCACACCAUAAUAACUUUCUUUUUUGUGGAGGGAGGUAUUACACGAUUCAAUCCGACUCCAUAUUCCAAUUCAAGACCAAUCGGAUAUCAAACGUCGACCUCGUAACAAAAUUCAACAUCACAGCAGAACAUCAUCAAUCCUACCUACCUUCUUCUUGCGCCGUGGAAGUAGUCGUGGUAAUAGUUCUGGCCCUGCGAGGACUGCAUGCACCAAAAUCAAACUUUAACAGGAUCGGCAAUCCAAAGUUUAUCUCAUUAAACUGGUCCCCAGUCCCGUUCAAUCUUCAAAUCGACUUAAUCUCCCGAGCGAGUUCCAGCCCAGAUCCAUCACUUUGCUUGCAUAACCUUGGAAGCUAUCCGUCAAAUCCGCCCGCCCGUCUGGUCUUAUCAACAGCGUCCUUCCCCGAAGAAAAUUAAAAUCGACGAACCAUUACCAUUACCAUUACCGAAUCCAACGCUCGUUCCUUUGAAGAAAGAAGAAAUUUCAACGCUCUUCAGCACUUGACGCUUGACAUUUGACACUAGUUCUGCAGGAUAACUAACCUGGACCGAACUCAUUAAUUUACUUUUGCCUGGUACCAGCGGCGAAUUAAUUAAUUCCGCACCGUUACCAAUAGCUUGCCCAGCCCAUCCCGAUCCCAUCUCAUCCCAUCCCAUCCCAUCCCAUUCUACUGAAACUCAAUUUCUCUUCUACCCUGAUCUCCGAAGCGCUCGCCAGUCACCAAAGUGAUCCCGACAGCAACUGAGAAUCUUUUCUCUCUUUCCUAAACUUUACGUAUUAAUUUUGGCCCUUCAUGAUGUGUUUCGGCAGUAGGGAGGAUGUCGAGGCCAAGAGGUCCAAAGAGAUAGACGCUCUUAUCCACAGAGAUGAGAAGGUUAUGCAGCGACAAGUUAAGUUGUUAUUAUUGGGUGCUGGAGAAUCUGGAAAGUCAACAAUUCUAAAACAGAUGAGACUUAUUUAUACCGAUAAAGGUUUCUCAAAGACUGAAAAAGAAGAAUGGCGCAUUAUCAUCUUUCACAACAUUUUGGAUGGCUUGCGAAUGACAGUGGAGGCAAUGAAUGAUUUCAAUACUCCUUUCGAACACGAAAGCACCAAACAAUACCUUCCAAUGAUCACAGAAGAGAAGGAUCUCAGACCAUGCGAACCAAUUCCUCUCGAAUAUCUCAAAGCAUUCAAUGAUAUGUGGGCAGAUUCGGGUAUCCAGAAGACCGUUGAGAGAGGAAAUGAGUUUGCUCUGCAUGAUAAUUUGGGCUAUUUCUUCGAAGAUUUAGAUCGUCUCUUCAGCAAGGAAUUCGUUCCAACCGAUCAAGAUGUUCUUCGCGCCAGACUAAGAACUACUGGUAUCACCGAAACACACUUCGAUCUCGGCUCAUUGCAAUAUAGAAUGUUCGAUGUUGGAGGACAACGAUCGGAACGAAAGAAAUGGAUCCAUUGCUUCGAGAAUGUCAACGCAUUGCUAUUCUUAGUUGCUAUCAGUGGUUAUGAUCAGUGUCUAGCUGAAGACAAGGAUGGAAACCAAAUGCAAGAAGCUUUAAUGCUUUGGGAGUCGAUUGCUAACUCUCAUUGGUUUAAACACUCCGCAUUGAUCCUCUUCUUGAACAAGAUCGACUUGUUUAAAGCAAAGAUUGGCCACAGCCCGAUUACCAAGUUUGGUUUCUCCGAUUUCCAGGGAGAUACUACAAGCUCGCAACAAACCUCGAAAUACUUCAUGGACAAGUUUAUUGCUCUGAACCGAAGUCCUGGGCGCGAAGUUUAUAGCCAUUUCACAAACGCCACCGAUACCGAUCUCCUUAAGGUCACAAUGAGCUCCGUGCAAGAUAUGAUCAUACAGAGAAACCUUCAAAAGUUGAUCCUUUGAUAAUUAACCUCUGUCUGUUCGGAGCCAAGCCUUCAAGAUUCCCCAUUCCAGAAAAAGCAUGACCCCUCUCUAUCUGAGCAGCACAGAACCCCCGUUAAUAUAAAUACGACCAUCUGCUGCGGUGAAUAUUAGUCCGCCUUAAAAAAUAUCGCAUCGCAUCUGCUUCUGGUCUUUUAUGAGACGUCCCAGCGACGCCAGGCAAACAUUCCAUCUUACACCGCACAUGGAGCAAAUUUCUUUUCACCAAAAUACCCACACACUUUAACCUGUCUUUUUUCUUUUUUCUUUUCUUAAUUAUUUCAUUUGAGGGCAGAUGGGAGAUUAUUCGGAGAAUUUUCGAAUAUAAGAUGGCUUGUAUAAUACAAUCAACGUAUCGAUCAAUUGGAGAUGCAGUCUGCAUCUGUUCGCUGUUCAUACACGAAUUCUCGGUUGAUUAGACAGCUGGCGGUAUCAUGUUUAUCCAUGUAUUUCUCUUCACUUGAGGAUAUACAAUUCAUACAAUUCACAGCCUUGCUUUUAUGCAAUGUCGAACAACAGUGGAGGAGUUUCGCUUGCAUGGAGAGGAGGAAGGAGAGAACAAAGGGAGUUUAAUCUAAUAUUUUCAAGGAUAGGUAUUGACUGAUUGGAACGAGAGAAACGAACUUGGGGAUGGGAUAUAUUUUCGAAUUUUCAUGCAGUUAGUUGGUUGGCCUCGCUUCUCUCUGGUGGAUGUUGGUCUUAUUUUAGAUUUUAUUGAGGGGAAGGGGAAUACGUGGUAGCGGGGAAAAGAGAAUGUUUGGAGUAUGCAUGCCACUGCACGUGCAGGGAGAUGUUAUUGAACGGAGGGUAGUGUGGGAGUGAGUCUUCGGCUGUUGAAGCGAAUGUGGAAGUUUGAGAUAUGAUACGAAGCGAGUGAUUGAUUGAUAGAGAAAUGAACUACAUAACCAUCCAAAUCAUACCCCAUAUAUUACAUGGUUCGUGAUAGCAUAGUUCGUGAUAUGUUAUUCCUCGAUUUCGAUUUGAAC
Messenger RNA from Botrytis sinoallii, 3661 nucleotides. RefSeq lists its product as uncharacterized. The record is from RefSeq and is a predicted model, not a curated record. Gene Ontology annotation, cellular component: heterotrimeric G-protein complex. The coding region runs from base 1593 to 2657 and encodes 354 amino acids. Gene Ontology annotation, biological process: G protein-coupled receptor signaling pathway. Lineage: Eukaryota; Fungi; Ascomycota; Leotiomycetes; Helotiales; Sclerotiniaceae. The transcript has 6 exons. Gene Ontology annotation, molecular function: GTP binding; G-protein beta/gamma-subunit complex binding; GTPase activity.